Molecule: messenger RNA, 536 nt
Organism: Bombina bombina (fire-bellied toad)
Lineage: Eukaryota; Metazoa; Chordata; Amphibia; Anura; Bombinatoridae
Product: cytochrome b-c1 complex subunit 7
Exons: 4
Coding region: 67-402 (111 amino acids)
Biological process (GO): mitochondrial electron transport, ubiquinol to cytochrome c
Source: RefSeq, a predicted model, not a curated record
AGCCGUAGCUCAUGUGACAUUAGACGUCUGAAGUCAGAACCGCUGUUCUUUCUACUGACGCUGAAGAUGGCGGCUAGGGCACCUGUUGCAGCAUCAGGUCGCUUCCUUGAUGGAUUACGCAAGUGGUAUUAUAAUAUUGCAGGGUUCAACAAGCUUGGCUUGAUGCGAGAUGAUACAUUAUAUGAAGAUGCAGAUGUGUCUGAGGCUUUAAAGAGGUUGCCACCAAAGGUGUAUGAUGACAGAGCGUUUCGUAUUAAGAGAGCUUUAGACGUAACCUCAAGGCAGCAGAUUCUUCCAAAAGAACAAUGGACAAAGUAUGAAGAGGAUGUACGCUACUUGGAACCAUAUCUGAAAGAAGUUGUCCGUGAAAGAAAAGAGAGAGAAGAAUGGGAUAAGAAAUAGACUAUUAUACCAAAAUAUAUUUGUAUUUAUCAGCAGUGAUAUCUGUGCCACUUCAGUCUUCUCAAUAAAUUGUUUGAGAAACCACAUUCUAAUACUUCUGGACUUUAUAAGCAAAUAAACAUUAUAAGUGAUCA